This is a messenger RNA of Ustilago hordei, 906 nucleotides long. RefSeq lists its product as uncharacterized. Gene Ontology annotation, cellular component: anaphase-promoting complex. Gene Ontology annotation, biological process: protein K11-linked ubiquitination; anaphase-promoting complex-dependent catabolic process. NCBI's taxonomy places the organism in Eukaryota, Fungi, Basidiomycota, Ustilaginomycetes, Ustilaginales, Ustilaginaceae. The record is from RefSeq and is a predicted model, not a curated record. The transcript has 2 exons. The coding region runs from base 1 to 906 and encodes 301 amino acids.
AUGGAGCACGAAGCAAUAGCCAGCAGCAGUCGUGUACAACCCGCACUCUCGCCACCAUCCACUACCUCAACAAAACACAAACGUCGUCGUCGCAUCAAUGAUAUCGAAGGCUUGGCCCCGGGCACAUCCUGGACCCUCUCCUCCUACAAACCCGGCUCCGGCGUUCCCGAACUUCGCUCCCCCGACCUCACCAAACUUUGGCAAUCAGACGGCAACCAACCUCAUCUCAUAAACAUUCAAUUCUCCCGUAGAACAUGCGUCACCCACCUAUCUAUCUAUCUCGAUGUCAAACAGGACGACUCAUACACGCCGACACGAGUAGCAGUUAAGGCUGGGACGAACUAUCACGAUCUGACAAUGGUCAGACAGAGGACCUUUGACAGUCCGCAAGGAUGGAAACAUCUUAGUAUGACGCCUGGAGGUGCUGUUGAUUCGGUUGCGAGUGAGGAAGAUAAAGAGGCGGAUGGGGAAGGGGAGGGGGAGGAGGAGGAGGAUGAGGAGGAGGAUGGAGGUGUAGAGGGGGAAGAAGGGGAGGAUGCAGAAGGAGGGGAAGGCAUUAGAGUGUGGUUGGUACAAGUGUGUAUCCUGGCUAAUCAUAUGAAUGGUAAAGAUACGCAUAUUCGGCGGUUGAUCGUGUUUGGGCCUAAGAGAGAGGUUGGUGCGAUGGGAAAUGCGAGCAGUGGGGUCAAGAGAGGUCCUCUUACAGCAAUGGCAAAUGCGGUACCGACGAACAGGUCUCGCACAGCGCUGGAACCAGGAGCAAAUGGGGGCAAUGUCACACUAGCACAGCUGCUUUCGCUGCAAGAACAGGCUCAAAAUGGGACAGAGGGAGAUAAAGACGAGGAAGGUGAAGCUGCUUCGCCUCCACGUAGGUCAGGGCUCAGCUUGUUCGGUAACAUCCGCUAA